AUGAUGAGUUCCUUCAACGCUCAACUCAUUGAGAACGCCUCAUGCUGUGGACUUCAGCAAAACCUUACGUCUGAAUUUAAGCAAGAAGAUGUUGAUGCCAUUCUUGCUCAGGGAAUGCAGCACCUAAAUUUUGAUGAGCUUCAAAGGGAACAAGAGGUCUUACACGGAGUUGGGGAUUUGGUACUAGGAGAAGAAAAGAAUCAGGAGAGGUUGUCAUUGCUACAGCGUUUCGAUGAUCGCCUCCAACGUCGGAAGAAAUGUACCGUGUAUGAAUCAGCUGAAGUGAUGAACAGAGCAUAUGUCACAAAUUUGGAGUUGCGAAUGCACUUUUUGUACGGCAAUCGUUGGGAUCCGGAGGCUGCAGCAGAUCAGUUUCUGAGAUUUUUGGAGAUGAAGAAACAACUUUUCGGUAUGGACAAAGUCGUGAAAGAUCUCACUCUGAACGAUCUCGACAAGGAUGACAAGGAGAAUCUGUUAGGCGGAAGUUUACAAAUAUUGCCGUGUACAGAUCGCUCAGGGAGAAGCAUCAUACUGGAAUUACCAGGGCUUCGUUCCUUCAAACAUCUUCGAAAUGAACUGAGAGCUAGGUUUUACAUGUGCGUGAAUCUUUGGUCGCAAACGAAGCGAGGCGUCGUCUGGAUUAGUUACGCUGUAGGCCAAUACCGUGACACCAUGAAUGGAAAGGGCUUCGUGGAGACGACAAAAAUGAUGAUGUGCAUGCCGGAUCAUUGUGCCGGUAUUCAUUUGUGCACAGAUGAUCCUUCAGAGGCCGUCAUAUGCAAAGCAGCCAUGGCAUUGACCUCCGCUGAGUGGAAAGCGAAAACAAGAAUACACUAUGGAAGUCACACAGAAUGCCAGUACCUAUUGAAUACAUUCGGAAUACCACGUGUUGCGCUUCCGUUCACUAUGAGAAAUGAGGCAAUCUUGGAGGAUCAUAUGGCUUGGUACAAACAAUGCCUCAACGAAGAACACACUUCAACGGGAGGUACGAGCGUAGUUCGAAGUCAAUUGGAUCCGCCUAAUCAGAACGACGUCCUAUUUGCAGGGAGAAAGUUUAGCGAGAAUGGCAACGAGGAACUGAGGUUGAUGGCCAUGCAGUACUUUCAAUCAUAUGUAGGAGGAAAUCCCAGAGAGCGUAGGGCGAUCGUGGACACAAUGGUGGGACAUAUCAGUCGCAAGGGCGGACGCUUCCUGAAGCUGGACGACGAUCCCAGCUCAGCUUGGGUGGAAGUACCAAUGGCCGAAGUGCGUGAAAAGAUUGUCCAGAUGUUCCGGAACUUGCGACGUCCCCGGGCACCCCAGCAAAAGAAGACACGAGUUGCCACAUCGAGCCAUCUUCCACUUCUCGAUGAGACUGAAAUAGCUUCAACCGAUAUCUUGUUUGGACGAAGAUUUUUUCAUGAUGGGAACCAACGGCUAAGAGACAUGGUGGAAAGCUUGGCUUCAGAAUAUGAUGCAGCGACUAGAGGUAGAAAGAAGCAACUGGUGGACUCGCUGAUCGAGGAGAUCAAAUCAUCGAGUGGUCGAUUUUUACGACAGGUGAAAGGAGGAAAAUGGCAAGAGGUCUCCGAUGAUUCUAUGAUUCUCUCCAAAGUGUCCUCACACUUUCGAAACUAUCGAAGAAGCAAUAGAGACUUGCAAGAAAAGUAA
This is a messenger RNA of Cylindrotheca closterium, 1650 nucleotides long. The record is from the annotation of a GenBank genome assembly. Lineage: Eukaryota; Bacillariophyta; Bacillariophyceae; Bacillariales; Bacillariaceae.